Drosophila grimshawi is the source of this 1058-nucleotide messenger RNA. RefSeq names its product very low-density lipoprotein receptor-like. The record is from RefSeq and is a predicted model, not a curated record. Bases 64 to 894 code for a protein of 276 amino acids. The transcript has 3 exons. Gene Ontology annotation, molecular function: protein binding. NCBI's taxonomy places the organism in Eukaryota, Metazoa, Arthropoda, Insecta, Diptera, Drosophilidae. Gene Ontology annotation, cellular component: plasma membrane.
AAACAGUUUCAUUGAGCUCGAGUGGCGAUUCAGUAUGUUUAGCUUGUGGAUAUUCAUAUAAAAAUGUUUUGGUACUUAUUUAUCUGGUUGCUGAUAGCACGCCAAGUAAUGAGCGAGGCUGAUUGUGAAUACAUGUGGUUUAAAUGUAUGAAUAAUACUGCAAAUGAUUUAUAUUGCGAGGCAAAUGAGAACAAAGGAUGGGUGAAAAUAAGUGAGCGGUGCGAUGGUCACAGGAACUGUGCAGACGGUAGCGAUGAGUCCUUAGUGACCUGCAAAAUACAUUCCGGAAGACAUCGUGAGAAAGUAUUUUACUGUGCCAGCGGAGGUGAAAUUGAAGAUUAUAAAGAAAAUGAUAAAGAUGUAGACUGUUGGGAUAGAUCCGAUGCGCCUGACCAAGAAGAUUUCACUCAUCAGGGAAACUGCAGUGAAAAGGAAAUUGAAUGUCUUCCAGGCGAGUGUAUUUCCUACGACGAUUUGUGCAAUAACGAAAUUGAUUGUAGUAACGGCAUCGAUGAGUCGCUGGCGUAUUGCUACAGAAAAUGCAUAGAUAACGAAUUUCAGUGUGGCAAUGGCGUUUGCAUUGCAGAAGAUUUGCUCUGUAAUAAUAUUCCUGAUUGUCUGGAUGGUGCUGAUGAGCUCUUUAAUGUGUGUGAAAAUAUAUCAGGUUAUAAGCCGCAACCCUAUAAAAAUUGUACAGAGCCAGAUGGUUCACAAUUCCCAAAAUUUGAGGAGGACACCGAUUACCGUUUAUACAAUGGAACGAAAUAUGUGGACCCCAAUCAGCCAGUGCAUUUUAAGUGUGAAGAACGGCAAAAUAUGACCAAAGGCAAGCCGUGGAACGUGUGUAAUCUUAAUGGCACAUGGACUUUCACAUUGCCAGAAUGCGAGCCUUGAAUGGAUAUAUAAUGUGAUCCGCCAACGACAAGUUAAUUAAUUGUUUGCUUUAUCAGUUAUGUUCAAAUGUAUAUAUCUUUCAAUAAUAAAAACAUUUUAUGUCAUUAAAUAUUAAACAAACAACAGGCUGCAGCUCGUAAUAAAGAAUUUAUGUUUAUUCAAUA